UGUUAUAAAGAAAGGUUGAUCACCUCGGAAUGUUUACUCUCACUACAGACGCAGACACUGUAAUAGUUUAAGCUUUUCUUCUGUUCUGUUACUGAAAACUGAAACACUAGCAGCUGAAAUUAUGCAACUGCAGAAGACUCCAACAAGUUUGGUUUUUGGUGUUAAUGGUGAGAGGUUUGAGCUCACCCAUGUUCACCCGUCAACCACUUUACUCGAAUUCUUGCGUACUCACACUCGUUUCAAGAGUGCCAAGCUUGGCUGUGGGGAAGAUGAAGAAGGAGAAGGUGUUGGCUUUAAGUAGUCCUAAUUCUUUUUUCAAUCUGGUACUUGAUGUUUUGAAAUGGUUGGUUUCAGGGGGAUGUGGUGCUUGUGUAGUUUUAAUUUCAAGAUACGUUCCUGUGCUUGAACAAGUUGAGGAUUUUACAGCAAGCUCUUGUCUCACACUACUUUGCAGCAUACAUGGUUGUUCAAUAACAACCAGUGAAGGAAUUGGAAAUUCUAAAGAAGGAUUCCACCCAAUUCAUGAAAGAUUUGCAGGAUUCCAUGCCACUCAAUGUGGCUUUUGUACACCUGGAAUGUGUGUUUCCCUCUUUGGAACUCUUGUCAAUGCUGAAAAGACCGAUCGUGCAGAGCCACCAGAUGGGUUCUCAAAAGUAACUGUUAGUGAAGCUGAGAAGGCUAUUGCAGGGAAUCUUUGUCGCUGCACUGGGUACAGACCAAUUUCUGAUGUCUGCAAAAGCUUUGCAGCUGAUGUUGACAUGGAGGAUUUGGGGUUUAACUCGUUUUGGAAAAAGGGAGAUAACAGGGACUUAAAGGUUAGUAGGUUGCCUCGAUAUGAUCGUAAUCAACUGAGUAGUAGAUUUCCUACGUUUUUGAAGGAAAUCAAGCAAGAUGUGUUCUUGGCUUCUGGGAAGCACAGUUGGCACCGACCUAUUAGUCUAACCGAGCUUCAGAGUCUAUUAAAAUCAAACAAUUCCAAUGGAACACGGAUAAAAACUGUAGUUAGUAAUACAGGUAUGGGAUAUUACAAAGAUAAAGAAGACUAUGAUUUGUACAUUGAUCUAAGGGGAAUUUCUGAGCUUUCAAAGAUCAGAAAGGACCGAACAGGGAUUGAAAUUGGAGCAGCAGUGACAAUAUCUAAAGCUAUUGAAGUACUGAGGGAAGAUAUCAGAGGUGACUUUCUCCCAGAUUAUGUAAUGAUACUUGAAAAGAUUGCUGAUCAUAUGAGCAAAGUUGCCUCAGGAUUUAUUAGGAACACAGCCAGUGUUGGUGGAAAUUUAGUCAUGGCACAAAGGAAUAAUUUUCCCUCGGAUAUUACUGUAAUACUUCUUGCUGUUGAUGCAAUGGUUCACAUUAUGACUGGCACACAAUUUGAGUGGCUGACACUGGAAGAAUUUCUGGAAAGACCAGCGUUAGGUUUGGAAAGUGUGCUUUUAAGCAUUAAAAUUCCUAGUUUGGAACUCAAUCAAAGUGAAUCCUCAGAACCAAGAAGUAGAUUCCUCUUUGAAACAUACCGGGCUUCUCCAAGGCCCCUUGGUAAUGCCCUUCCCUACUUAAAUGCCGCUUUCAUGGUUAAGGUGUCUCCAUGCAAGGAUUCUGGGGGAACUCUGAUAGAUACUUGUAGGUUGUCUUUUGGUGUUUACGGCAGUAAACAUGCCAUCAGAGGGAAUAAAGUCGAGGAACUUCUAUCUGGAAAACUUUUAAGUACUAGCGUUCUGUACGAUGCUGUCGACUUGAUUAAAGCCACUAUUGCAUCUCAAGAUGAUAACGCAAUAACAGCUUAUCGUUCAAGUUUAGCUGCUGGUUUUAUUUUUCAGUUCUUUAACCCUCUUAUUGACAGUCCUGAAAGAAUAAGCAAUGGUUAUUUGAAUGGAAAUAAUAAUCAUCCGUUUGCUCAGGAUUUUGAAUUAAAAGUCAGUCAGAAGCAGAUACCUCAUGACAAAGUUCCAACUUUACUAACAUCUGGUAAACAAGUCCUUGAAGCAGGCUGUGAGCAUCUUCCUGUUGGUGAGCCAAUCGUAAAGUCUGGAGCUGCACUACAGGCUUCAGGUGAGGCUGUGUUCGUGGAUGACAUUCCAUCACCACCAAAUUGCUUACAUGGAGCAUAUAUUUAUAGUGCUAAACCUUUAGCAAGGGUAAGGAGUAUAAAACUCAACCCUGAGUUGCAACUGGAUAGAGUAAGGGAUGUCAUUUCAAGUAAAGACAUUCCCAAUGGUGGGGAAAACAUUGGAUCUAAGACUGUAUUUGGGAUUGAACCUCUAUUUGCAGAGGAAGAAGCCAGAUGUGUUGGUGAACGCCUUGCCUUUGUGGUUGCAGAUACUCAGAAAGUUGCAGAUAUGGCUGCAAACUCAGCUAUUGUUGAUUAUGAUACUGAAAAUCUUGAGCCGCCUAUUCUAUCAGUUGAAGAUGCUUUUGAAAGAUCUAGCUUUUUCGAAGUUCCUUCUGUUGUCUAUCCAAAAGAAGUAGGUGAUAUAUCAAAAGGAAUGGCUGAAGCAGAUCAAAAGAUUCUUUCUGCUGAGAUGAAACUUGGGUCUCAAUACUAUUUUUAUAUGGAGCCACAAACUGCACUUGCUGUUCCAGAUGAAGACAAUUGCAUUACGGUUUACUCUUCAAACCAAUGCCCCGAGAGUACGCAUUCUAUUAUAGCAAGAUGCCUAGGCAUUCCAGAAAGUAAUGUUCGUGUAAUUACAAGAAGGGUUGGGGGUGGUUUCGGGGGAAAGUCCAUAAAAGCCAUGCCUGUUGCCACAUCAUGUGCACUAGCUGCACAUAAAUUACAGCGCCCAGUAAGGAUAUAUCUAAAUCGAAAGACAGAUAUGAUAAUGGCUGGAGGAAGGCAUCCUAUGAAGAUAACAUACAGUGUUGGGUUUAGGAAUGAUGGUAAGAUUACGGCACUCAAACUUCAAAUUCUGGUCAAUGCAGGGAUAUACGUAGAUAUAAGUGCAAUAAUGCCACAUAAUGUAGUUUCUGCACUAAAAAAGUACGAUUGGGGUACGCUAGCUUGUGAUAUAAAGGUAUGCAGAACAAACCAUCCCAGCAGAUCUGCUAUGAGGGGCCCUGGGGAAGUGCAGGGAUCAUUUAUUGCUGAAGCUAUUAUAGAAAAUGUAGCAGCUACACUUUCAAAGGAUGUAGACUCCGUCAGAAGCAUUAAUCUUCACACAUACAAUAGUCUUCAGUCAUUCUAUGAGUACUCUCAUGGUGAACCUAAUGAGUAUACCUUGCCUAUAAUAUGGAAUGAGUUAGCUGUUUCUGCAAACUAUGACCAGAGAACCAAAAUGGUGCAAGAGUUUAACAGGAUUAACACCUGGAAGAAAAGGGGAAUCUCUCGAGUACCAGUUGUGAUUCAAUUGAUGCAAAGACCAACUCCUGGAAAAGUAAGUAUUUUUUCAGACGGGUCUGUUGUUGUUGAAGUUGGAGGAAUUGAAGUGGGUCAGGGUCUCUGGACGAAGGUGAAACAGAUGGCUGCAUAUGCUCUUGGGGCUAUUCAAUGUGAUGGAAUUGGAGGUCUCUUGGACAAAAUACGGGUUAUACAAUCUGAUACUGUGAGCUUGAUUCAAGGAGGAUUCACUGCUGGGAGCACUACAUCAGAGUCAAGCUGCGAAGCAGUUAGGCUUAGCUGUAAUAUCUUGGUGGAGAGGCUAAAGCCUCUUAAGGAAAACCUGCAGAAGGAAAUGGGCUCUAUCAACUGGGAGACCCUUAUUCUUCAGGCAUACAUGCAAGCUGUGAACUUAUCAGCAUCUUCAUUUUAUGUACCCAGCAUGAGCUCCAUGAGCUACCUUAAUUAUGGUGCUGCAAUAAGUGAGGUGGAAAUAGAUCUUCUGAAUGGUGAAACCAGAUUUUUGCAAACAGAUAUUAUUUAUGAUUGUGGACAGAGUCUCAACCCUGCUGUGGAUUUAGGACAGAUUGAAGGAGCUUUUGUCCAGGGAUUGGGGUAUUUCAUGCUUGAACAAUACGAAACAAAUCUUGAUGGUUUGGUGUUGCAAGACGGCACUUGGAACUACAAAAUCCCUACAAUAGACACUAUACCAUUACAGUUUAAUGUUCAAAUCCUCAACAGUGGUCACCACCAGCAUCGAGUGCUCUCUUCAAAAGCAUCUGGGGAGCCACCAUUACUUCUAGCAGCUUCAAUUCACUGUGCCACAAGAGCAGCAGUGAAAGAAGCAAGGAAACAACUUCUUUCAUGGAGCAACCAAGAAGAAGAUUCUAUAUUUCAGUUGGAGGUCCCUGCAACCAUGCCUGUGGUGAAAGCACUAUGUGGACUUGACAAUGUUGAAAGAUACUUGAAAUGGAAAAUGGGAAGGACAUGAUACUGUUCACUGUCCUAGCUUAGUUAGCAGAAUGAUUUUUUCUAUCCAAUUUUCAGUCCUUCUGGUAAAGAAUUAAAAUAAGUUGAGCUUUUAUUAUUUUAUUUCACAUGAUGAUCAUGCUAGUGCAAAACUUUCAAUUUUUUCAUAUGUUCACAAUAAGAAGCACUGGCUAGUUUAUGAGGGUAGUUUUUGCAGCAAGAAUAAGAUAUAUCUGGACGGUAAUGUACUUUAGUUAUCCAUAAAGUGCUUAAAUUGGUGUUGA
Molecule: messenger RNA, 4566 nt
Organism: Vigna angularis (adzuki bean)
Lineage: Eukaryota; Viridiplantae; Streptophyta; Magnoliopsida; Fabales; Fabaceae
Product: abscisic-aldehyde oxidase
Exons: 10
Coding region: 165-4304 (1379 amino acids)
Molecular function (GO): oxidoreductase activity; 2 iron, 2 sulfur cluster binding; iron ion binding
Source: RefSeq, a predicted model, not a curated record